Molecule: messenger RNA, 1813 nt
Organism: Misgurnus anguillicaudatus (oriental weatherfish)
Lineage: Eukaryota; Metazoa; Chordata; Actinopteri; Cypriniformes; Cobitidae
Source: RefSeq, a predicted model, not a curated record
CAGACUGCUGUGUGUCACAUUCACCACAGCCCACUAACAUUUGACAAAUGAGAGAAUGCAAAUACAGAUAUGCAUAACCUUUUGAAAUAAAAUAGAUAAUAAGGAUAUUAUAAGACUUAAUGUGUGUAUGUAAACACACCAAUCACAGGUUGCUGUUUCAAUGGACAGGGUCUCAUGUGGACAGAUGACACAAACGUUCAUAGCAGAAACAUUUAGAGCAGCGUGACAAUUAAAACAACAGGUUUUGUUUUAAAAACAAAAGACCACCAUCAAACAGAGUCUACAGUCAACUCAGUAUGUUAAAUAAAAUAGCUUACAGAGCCAGAUGUAAGGUAAACAUUCUAGGGAGCCAUACAAACCAAAAAACAGACAAACCGAAACAAGAGCUAAAGGAAGGGAGUAGCCAUAUGAAGACAAUUAAGAAUAAAGCAAAAACUUCCUGUUGCUUCCUGUUUCACUAGCCGUAAAAUGCACCAGUGGGACCUUACAUAAUGCGUAAUGCUGUCGAAAGGUCAUUAUUAUUAAGAAAGUGGAGUAAUUCUUCAACCUCAAAUCAGCAUUUUUCAGGAAGUGAGUGUGUGAGAAACAAAAGUUACAGAUCAGUUACAGUGUGUUUGGUCUUGCUGUGUGUUCUUCUACUGACUGCAGUCAUAUUGCAGGAGAUUUAUCAUUAACACAAGAAAGUUAAAUUUGACUGUAUGGACAAAAUGUCCCGUGUUAUUUAUCACAACGUGCUCAAUACUGAGAUUCAGGUAAUGGACAGAAAGAGAGUAGAGAUGAUGGCGGAGAUCUAUAAGAAUGGAGACGACUUUAGGACGCAGUCUUCUCAGUCUACAGGACAUGAGUCUAUGAAAAUCAAAAGAUACAGAUCAGUUACAGUGUGUUUGGUGCUGCUGUGUGUUCUUCUACUGACUGCAGUCAUAGUGCUGUGUGUCCUCAUCAAUACAAACAAUCAACAGUUUGACAUCAAGACCAAAAACAUCACAGAAGAGAGAGACCAGCUACUAACCAAAUAUACCAACAUCAAACAAGAGAGAGACCAGCUACUAACCAACAAUACCAACUUCAAAAAAGAAAGAGACCAGCUACGAACCAACAAUACCAACCUAAAAAAAGAUAGAGACCAGCUACUAACCGACAGCAGUAACCUCAAAAAAGAGAGAGAACAGCUAUUAUUAAACUCCAAAAACUUGGCAACAGAAAAUAAGAGAUUAUCAACCAACAAUUGCAACCUUAAUAAACAAAGAGAUCAGUUAACUCAGCAGAAAAAUACAAUGAUGGAGAUUCUUAAAGCAGAUGGAUGGAAAGAAUAUCAAUCCAGUUUGUACUUCAUUUCAUCUGAGAAGAAGAGCUGGAGUGACAGCAGAAGAUACUGUAGAAGGAGAGGAGCAGAUCUGAUCAGCAUUAACAACCACGAGGAAAGAGAUUUUAUUGAGAAGAUUUCUGUUGAGAACAAACACUGGAUUGGUUUGUCUGACAUUGAUGUAGAGGGCAGAUGGAAAUGGGUUGAUGGCAGCACACCGAGCUAUGGCUUCUGGCAUGCUGGAGAACCCAAUAGUGGUAGAACAGAGAACUGUGCUCUAAAACAUUGGUCACUCUGGGCUGAUUACCCCUGCAAUGAAGCCUAUAAUUAUUUCUGUGAAAAGAACAAUUUUAAAUAAUUUGUUAAAUGAAAUACAUGGUAAUUCCGUAAUCUGUGAACACACGAGAGCUUUUAUUCAUAAACACAAGAACCUUCAACCCAUUGUCACUCCCCAAGGCGUCAAAAUCUGAAGCAUGUUCAAACGCCCCUAUGCGUCACUAUAUCGACAAA